This is a messenger RNA of Plenodomus lingam JN3, 261 nucleotides long. RefSeq lists its product as uncharacterized. NCBI's taxonomy places the organism in Eukaryota, Fungi, Ascomycota, Dothideomycetes, Pleosporales, Leptosphaeriaceae. The record is from RefSeq and is a predicted model, not a curated record.
AUGCCUGUCCCUUUCGAGGCUCUGAUCCCUUAUGCCAUCAUGACCGGCUUCUUCGCUUUCUCCGCCGUGUCUGUUGGGAAACUGCGGGAGAUGCAGAAUGGUGGAAAGAGGGCCAGGAGGGGGAUCGAUGCGUGGGACCAGCAAAUGAUGGAACGCGACCGCCGAUUGACGGGCUUCAUGCGAGGACAGACAGACAAGCCGGACGCACCGGCAGGCUUCGAGGUCAACAAUCCAUGGAGGUGCGAAAAACGGUUCUUUUAA